Penicillium antarcticum is the source of this 684-nucleotide messenger RNA. Its product is annotated as putative vesicle transport v-SNARE protein Gos1. Gene Ontology annotation, cellular component: Golgi medial cisterna; cis-Golgi network; SNARE complex. NCBI's taxonomy places the organism in Eukaryota, Fungi, Ascomycota, Eurotiomycetes, Eurotiales, Aspergillaceae. Gene Ontology annotation, molecular function: SNAP receptor activity. Bases 1 to 684 code for a protein of 227 amino acids. The transcript has 3 exons. Gene Ontology annotation, biological process: endoplasmic reticulum to Golgi vesicle-mediated transport; vesicle fusion. The record is from RefSeq and is a predicted model, not a curated record.
AUGACGUCUUCUACUGGCUCUGGGUGGACACAGCUCCGGCAACAAGCCCGGUCUCUCGAGACUCAGACUGAGAACCUCUUCCACACCUACUCACAAUUUGCAUCUAUCACCAAGCCCCCACAGACACCCACCGAGGAAGAGCUGCGCCUCGAAUCGCAAUUGAAAGACCUCCUCGAAAGACGUGAAUCUCUCAUCGCCCAACUAUCUCGACUUCUUGACUCAGAAGCCACCCUCACAUCCUCCGCCCUGAAACAGAACAACGUCUCCCGCCAUCGCGAAGUACUCCAAGACCACCGCCGUGAGCUUGCACGACUAACCUCCGCCAUCGCCGAAUCGCGCGAUCGCGCAAAUCUCCUCUCGAAUGUCCGCUCAGACAUUGACUCCUACCGCGCAUCCAACCCCGCCGCCGCCGAGGCCGAGUACAUGCUCGAGGAGCGGGGGCGAGUCGAGAACAGCCACAACAUGAUGGACGGAGUGUUGAGCCAGGCGUAUGCUAUCAACGAGAACUUCGGUGUCCAGCGUGAGACCAUUGCCAACAUCAACCGGCGUAUUGUCGGCGCUGCCAGUAAUGUUCCCGGCAUGAAUUAUCUCAUUGGAAAGAUUGGAAACAAGAAGAGGCGGGAUGCUAUCAUCCUUGGAUGCUUUAUCGGAUUCUGUUUCUUGAUGUUACUGUUCUUCCGGUGA